This is a messenger RNA of Mercenaria mercenaria, 4523 nucleotides long. RefSeq names its product WD repeat-containing protein 91-like. Gene Ontology annotation, cellular component: late endosome membrane; early endosome membrane; extrinsic component of endosome membrane. Gene Ontology annotation, molecular function: phosphatidylinositol 3-kinase regulator activity; protein binding. The coding region runs from base 13 to 2559 and encodes 848 amino acids. NCBI's taxonomy places the organism in Eukaryota, Metazoa, Mollusca, Bivalvia, Venerida, Veneridae. The record is from RefSeq and is a predicted model, not a curated record. The transcript has 17 exons. Gene Ontology annotation, biological process: early endosome to late endosome transport.
AGGCUUCUGAAGAUGUUCAAAGAUCACAAAAUGGCGACUGCAGCCGGAAGAGUAGACGAAUUUGUAAAAGAUUACUUGAUUUAUAGAGGCUUAUCGACAACACUCAAAACUCUAGAGAUAGAAUUAAGAAAUGAAAAAGAAAAAGGUUUUAGGGUUGAUAAGAUUGUUGAGCAGCUGCAGCUGUAUGUCUCCACUUAUGAUUUGGCGAAUUUGAGGGAUUACUGGAAUUUCCUGAAUAAUCGCUUGUUUUCUCGGCUUGAGCAACGAUACAUGAGUAGUGUACGGAAGUUGGAGGUAGGCUUGCUGAAGUACUACCUGGUGAAUGCAGCACAGAACAACAAACAGGAGAAAAUACUAGAGUUCUUUGAAAGAAUGACAGAAAUAUUGCAAUCCCAGAUGGAAUUUAAGGAAUGGUUCGCCUUUCCCUUUGUUAGAAAUCCUCGAGACAACAGCCAUUUUGCAACGUAUUUCACUGUUCAGUGGCAGGAUACAUUCUUCCUCUCUCUUCACAAUUUCCUAAGUGUGAUUCUUCAAGCAAUGCCAGGUCCAGUACUACUAAAUUUUGAAGCAGAACACAGACAGAUCAAAGAAUUGCAGGAGGAAAAUGAGAAACUAAAACAACAGAUUAAAUCAUUAGGUGAAAAUCCUGAUCUUGCAUCUAAAACAAUGAAUCGAGAAAAUUAUUUGGCAGACCGCAGUCACAUGGAUCUUGUGUAUGACUUUUCAUCUCUGGGAGAGGAUACAGCUAUACCUGAAACCACUACCAAAUCUCCAAAGAAGUUCCCAUUUACAUCAUCACCACUUCAUCUAGGCAAGAAGAAUGAGAAACCAUCUCCUCUGAUCAAGAAAAAAGACGACCAGAUAAAAAUGUCAAUGAUGGGAACCAAAGAUUCUAAAUCUGGAAAGGGCUCGAAGCUGCUACCAGUCAUAACAAGGCAGAAGAAACCAGUCAAAAUUAACAAAGCACAAAACCAGGAACCAGCAGUGACUGGUCAUGUGACAGAUGCUGUAGCCAAUCAGAAUACGGCAGAGGUGUCAUCAGCCAAUCACAAGAUGAAAAAACUUGAGGAAGCAAGGCUGAAGAGGAAGGAACUUCUCGAAGGGAGCUCUGACAAAACUAAAUCAAAGGAAGAAAAGAAACCAAUAGAAGGGAAGCAAGAAAGUAGUGUUGUGUAUAACAGGUCUGUGUCAGAAUCUGCCGCUGAUGUUGCUGCUAUGAAAUCUUCCCCUCGUGGUACACGAAGAACUGUUAGCAAGAGUGUUCUUGAAACAAAGUCCAGUAUGUAUUCCUCUGUUUCAAAGCCAUCAGACACCAUGUCUGGAACAUCUGGUUCCAGUGACUCUAUGGAGACUGUAUCACCUCUAGCAACAGCUACAAUUGCAACAAUGCUGGGUACCAGUGUGCCUAAUAAAGCAGAGGAGAUGCAGACAUUUCCGCCUGCACCUGCUGUAACAGAGGCAGAGCAACCAGUCACAGUCAGCACAGAGCCCAAAACUCUAGAAACAAUACAUGAGAAACCGUUCUUGCUGUUAAGUCAGGACGAGUAUUCGGAGCACAGAGCCUCAGUAUCAUAUGCCAGAUUCAGUAACAGUGGACAGUAUGUUGCCAGUGUGGAUGUUGAUGGUGUUGUCAAAGUAUGGACAUGGAGUCCACAGGCAAAUACAGCAGCUACUGUGAUGUCUAAAUCAGCAUUUCUGUCACUGGAGUGGGCCAGCAAGUCUGACAGAUGGUUGUUGCUAGGCAACAGGUCUGGGAAUAUCCGUCUGUUUGAUGUUAAAGAAAUGAAGUCAUUUUAUGAAGCAACAGCAGAUACUAGUUAUCCCAGAAUAGUGACACUGUGUUCUAACCCAGCUGCCCCAGUGUUUGUGUGUUCAGCAACGUCUGGGCAUGCCAGGUCUGGUUCCACAAGUUCAGAUGGUGGUCAUGAUAACAGAAAUGGAAAACUGACUGUAUGGGACUUAAAGACAAUGAAAUCUGAUAAAACACUUCCGCUUGAGUCAGGACCAGUAUGUGUCAACAGCUGUUCAUUUAAUCACAAUGGUCAGCUUCUUAUAACUGGGGGUGCAGAUGGAGUUAUUAGACUUUUUGAUGUUAGCCAGCAGAGAUGUAUUUCCCACUGGCAAGCUCAUGAUGGAGAUAUCAGAAAUGUUCUAUACUCGGCAGAUUAUAACUCCUGUUACAGUCUCGGAAAUGAUGGAAAGAUGACUGAAUGGAGUAUGCACAGGACGGGUCAAAAGCUACGAGAUUUGCCUAUCCACCAGGGUGCUGUACCAAACUUUUCACUGCUAGACGCAGGGGCCAGCACAAAGGAAGUUCCUGUUGGCAAAUUGUUGGCACUAGAUUCCGAUGGGCAUUACUUGUUGAGCUGUAAUGACACAAGUUCAGAAAUAUACAGGUUGAUACGGGAUGAUCCAGGACUUUUGUACAUGAUGGAUUUGAGAGGUCAUAGGUCAUCACUUAUUACAACUGUAGACUGGUCGCCAAACAUCGACACAAAAAUUUGUUUGACUGGUUAUCUAGAUGGAAAAAUUAUAGUUUCUACACUUCUGUCUCAGUAAAAUACAUGUAAUUUAAAUGAUUGCUCUUACAGAUUUGAAAUUGGCAAAUUUAUGCAUUUUUGAAAAUAGCUUCCUUUUUUUUGGCAAAACUUCAAAAUUUUAUGCAAAGAAAAUGAAAUGAUUUUACAGAAGGCUUUUUAUAUGGAAUAUUAUAAACUUUGUAUUAUUUAAAAUAUUCUAUGUUUAUAAAUUUUGUCUGCUUGUUAAUGUAAAUGAAAUGUGUGUAUAAUCAGCUGGUAAUAAAAGGAUCAGAAAGUUAGGUUAGUAGACUGAUAAUCUUGUGCACUUCAAGUUAGGCCAGUAGCCUGGUCAUCUUGAUUCAUUUCCAGUUAGGAUAGUAGAGCAGUCAUAAGCCUAUCAUUUAAAAAUUUGGUUGAUGAUGCAGUGUGGGCGUUCUUUUUGAUGACUUUAAAGAAGACACUGUCGAACUUUAUAACCCCUCUACUAAUUCUUGUGUGAAAGUUGUAAAUUACUUGUUAAUGACAAAUGAGUACUGGUAAUCUGGUCUGGUAUUGAAUUCAGAAACAUCAGCUCUUAAUAAAGGUACCUGAUCAAUUUCUGAAAAACUGUUACAAAAUCACAUCAAAGCAAUAACUAUAUAUUUAAGCAUUAAAAUUUUAUGUUUAAUUUAAAUACACACUACUGUCAAAGAAUGAUUUAAAGGUGGUCAGUCUCAAUUUAGCAACAUAAUUAUGCCAUUUUUUACUUCUUAUACAGUACAAUCGCGAUCCUACGAAAAGCCAAGGGACCGGCCGUUUUUUUCGUAAUAUCGCAUUUUCGUUCAAGCGUAGUAUAGGAAAUUUCGCUAUACAGCACCUUAAUAUCUACGUCAAAAACUAGGUCAGUAGGUCAAAUAAUAGAAAAACCUUGUAAUAUCACGUCGUAACCCGUGGUAUUUAAACAUGUGACUGUCGUAUCGGAGUGCAUGUAUACCAAUUUCAUGUACAUCUGGGUGUACUACAAAUCUUAUUCGAAUCUGAACUCAGAUGGUAUGUAGAAUGUAGAACGCGUUUUUUUUUUUUUUCAUCACUUUUUAUUCACUGUACAUAAAACAUAUACAGGGUACAUUGUUGCACGAGAAAAAAAAACGCAAUUGCAUAUUCCGGUACCCUAAGUUACCCUUUACUGAAGUGUUUGGUAUAAUAAAAUGACAAUAUACAGACGAUCAGGACUUAAAUAUUGUUUUAUUUUCAUUAUGCACUAGUUGUUUGAGCCGUAUAGAUAUCGAAACAAGUGUGGCUUGUAUGCCAUCCGAUCGGAUAGUUAUAUGAGAAAAAAAAUAACCACUAACUUGUGUCAUAAUGUAAAACGCAUAUGUUUCGAAUUUAAUUACUAAGUUUUCACACUUUAAUCACUGUUUACGCCCAACUAAAUGAUAGUGACACUUUCCACUCUUAAAUAUUUUCACGCCAUUAUGGAAGGUGUGAAAACUUAGACGAUACAUUCGUAAAAUUGCAACUUAAACAAGUUGAAAACAGGCAUUAAAGGCAUAACAAUACAUUCGUAGGAGCGCAUUUUUCGUAAAACUGCAUUUUCGUAAAACCGCAACUUUGUUACAUAGAAAUAAGAAGGAAAGCAGCCGGGACCACAACACCUUUUCGUAUUAUACCGGUAUUUCGUUAAAUUGCGAUUCGUAGCAUCGCGAAUGCACUGUAUAUUCUGUUUAAUAUUCAUUUAAUGACAGAAAAAUCGUUAUAGAAAGUCUUUGUCUAAUAUAAAUUUUUGUAAUUUCCUUCCUUUAAUAUGAAAGUAUUUAAAAAGCAGACUAUUUGUCUUCAGUAUAAUUUCAAAUUGAUAGAUACUGAGAUAUUUCAACAACCUGAAAUGAAAGACAUCUUUGUUGAAUUAUGUACUUGUAUAAUGACUGCUCCCUAAGGCAAUAAAGGGAUGUGUGCAAUUGAUUCUGUUGUAUUUCUGUGAUUUGUUUCAUGCUUUAAUUAUGAUUAAUCAUGUUCAGUAUCUGA